This is a messenger RNA of Oryza sativa Japonica Group (Japanese rice), 1533 nucleotides long. Lineage: Eukaryota; Viridiplantae; Streptophyta; Magnoliopsida; Poales; Poaceae. The record is from RefSeq and is a predicted model, not a curated record.
ACUGUGGAGGCUGAAGGGGCAAUCAGCCAAACAAGUAGGCAGUUGGCAGAGUGGACGGGAGACGGGAGGGAGGCCACCAUGGAGAGCUCGCCGCCGCCGCCGCCGCCGACCAUCACCGUCCAGGUCAAGUUCGGCGGCCGCACGAUCCCGGUGGAGGUCCCGGCCGCCGCCACCGCCGCCGACCUGAAGCGCCUCCUCCAGCCGCUCACCAACGUCCUCCCCCGCGGCCAGAGGCUCAUCUGCAAAGGGAAAGUUCUGGCGGAUGCCGCCAGCCUGAGCUCGAUGCAGGUGGUGAACGGAUCCAAGGUCAUGCUCAUGGCCUCGCAGGGGCUCCAUCAGGGGGACGGUCCCAUCACUAAGAAUAGUAGUGUUCCAGCACCAAGCACGAGAAGAGCCUCAAAUGUGAAGGAAGCUCAAAUACAAAAGUCGGAUACAAAUGUCAGUAAAAUCCGACCUGAACGUUGGAAAGCAACUGGUAUUAUUGCAUUGUCUGAUUCCAGCUUGAAGGCAGUGCCUGAAGAAGUAUGGGGCUGUGGUUCUUCUAUUAGAGUACUGGAUGUCAGUAACAACUGUAUUGAAGCAAUUCCACAAGAAAUUGCUGCUCUGAGAUCUUUACAGAAAUUGAUCCUGACUGCUAAUGAUAUAGCUGAUGGGAACAUUUCCUGGGAAGGCCUAACAUGUGUUCAAACAUUAACAGUUUUAUCUCUAAGCCAAAAUCGGCUGGUCACUUUACCUUCAAGUUUGGGCUCAAUAACUCAUUUACGUGAACUUCGUAUUGCAAAUAACAGGCUUGAGAACUUACCUGUUGAAAUAGGGUUACUGAAGCAUCUUGAGAUUCUGAUAGCAAAUAAUAAUAGGAUAACUUCAUUGCCUUCAUCUAUAGGUGGUUGUGAAUCUCUCAAUGAGGUUGAUUUGUCAUCAAAUCUUUUGGCUGAACUGCCAGAGGCUUUUGGAAACCUUCAACAUCUCAAGGCUUUGAGUGUACGGAACAAUGGUCUUACAUCCCUACCUUCAGCUUUCUUCAUAAAAUGCUCGCAGCUCAUUACACUUGAUCUCCAUGGCACUGAAAUCACAAACGACGUUCUUCGGCAGGUGGACGGUUGGGAGGAGUUUGACGAACGUCGAAGGAAGAAGCAUCAAAAGCAGCUCGAUUUCCGGGUGGGAUCAUCAGUUGUGUUCGAUGAAGGUGCGGAUGACGAUUACAGGCGUUUAUAAAUAAAAUCUCUCUUUGGAUAAGAUUGUGUAUUUUAUGUCUCCAGCUUAAUCCGUUGUCGCAAGAAUAACUUGUAUACUUAAGAACAAAUUAGGAGCUGAUGUUGCUACUCACAUCAAUCCUAGAUAUGUACUUGUACUUCAUCCUUUUUCAAAAUCCCUUCUUUUUAGGGAUUCUUUAAACUGUUUAGGGCAUCAAGAGUGGAAAAACAUUACUCCGUCCAUUUCUAUUUACUCGUGACUGUUGACCAAUCCUGUUGUAACUUUGACCACUAAUAAAUUUUGAAUGGUUUGAAUUAUGAUGAACGGAAACUUACUGGA